AUGAUAAUUCUAGGUAGAAUUCUUAAUUGUGCAAUUUAUUGUAUAUCUCCAAGAUCUUGGCAAUUAUCUUGGAAAAGAUUCGAAGGAAAAACUCUCAGUGAUAUUACAGACUUUAUAUUGUUGAAAUUAGAUAAAGAAAUAUAUAAAUUGAAGCCAUCAUCAUGUGUCGAAUGGUGGAAUAGCCCAUUUAACUCUUUAUUUACAUUAUAUUUUGUAUAUAAAAUGUUUCAACUUAGUGUCUUAUCAACAAGACAAAGGAGAGCUGCAGAAAUUGUUGCUGAUGCAUAUGGACAAGGAGGACAGUGGCUUAACCCAAUUCCAAAAUAA
This is a messenger RNA of Cryptosporidium muris RN66, 327 nucleotides long. RefSeq lists its product as uncharacterized. The transcript has 2 exons. NCBI's taxonomy places the organism in Eukaryota, Apicomplexa, Conoidasida, Eucoccidiorida, Cryptosporidiidae. The record is from RefSeq and is a predicted model, not a curated record. Bases 1 to 327 code for a protein of 108 amino acids.